AUGGAGUGGUCCAAAUUUGCAGAACCGCGAUCAAUAACAUAUCCACGCCGGCCACCAAUGUCUAUGCUCCUACUCGGGAAAACAUGGAACUGCCUUAACAAGAUUAGAACCGGACAUGCCCAAAUUAAAGAAAUGCUAUUCAAAUGGAGACUGACAGAGAGUACUCAGUAUGAUUGUGGAGACUUAGUACAAAGUAUUAAACAUGUCGUCCAGGAAUACCCCCUGAGAAAGUUUCAAGGAACAUGGGAUGAUAUUCUCACAGCGUCCCCUGAAGCAAUUUAA
Cinara cedri is the source of this 282-nucleotide messenger RNA. The record is from the annotation of a GenBank genome assembly. Lineage: Eukaryota; Metazoa; Arthropoda; Insecta; Hemiptera; Aphididae.